Cucurbitaria berberidis CBS 394.84 is the source of this 810-nucleotide messenger RNA. RefSeq lists its product as uncharacterized. The transcript has a single exon. NCBI's taxonomy places the organism in Eukaryota, Fungi, Ascomycota, Dothideomycetes, Pleosporales, Cucurbitariaceae. Bases 1 to 810 code for a protein of 269 amino acids. The record is from RefSeq and is a predicted model, not a curated record.
AUGUCCCGCCUACUCGUGCUUCCAACGCCCCUCUCUUCCACUUCCAUCACACUGGGUCAGCUUGUCACAGACCCACUAUACGCAGUCUCUGCCUCCCUCAAGCCAUCUACAACACCAGCCUACAAAGAGUCACAUGUUCAAUUAAAGUACGAAGACACCGUUGCUCAUGACGAAUAUGGCCGCUUCACCUCCACCCGCUUUGUCUCUCAGCUAUCUGGACAGCCUCACUACUCACACGAGAACCUUCUCCUACUGAGCGCCGAGGAAAUGUCUCAUACCACUCUUCACAAGCCUGCCGCCGUCUUCAACACUCUUCGCCAGGACAGCGUAACUCGAUCCUUCCUCCGCAAAAUGGCCUACCAAAACAAGCCAGUCUUCUUCGUCACCGGUGUCCAAACGUUGAAGAACCCCUCAUUCAAACGUGCUGUCAUCGAGGACGGCUUAGUAGCCGAGGCCAAGGCCCCGCAGUUCCGCCUACCCGUGCGACGCGUGGACUCGGCAUCAAGUCUCGACAACAGCAGCCACAUCAAAGAGGCUGAAGAACCUGUUCUCGCAGUCGAACUGCUAAAGGUCAAGUGCCUUUUUGGCGCACCCAGCGCUCCUCAUUCUAUCGCGGACCUCGACUACGAGUGGAGCUAUCACACAAUCGACGAGGGUGAGGGCCUACAGCUCUCUAUUGGCUUGGGCAACCCGCUACAAGCGACGGAGUUGAGGGCGCUGGCUGGUAUCUCGAGUGAAGAGGAGAACUCGGAGGGCGACUGGAGUUCCUCAGAUUCCGACUCGGAAGACGGCAUCGGAGGAUUUUACUAA